AUGGGUAACGUCUCUGAACAGUCGGCCAUGGACCAGGUCCUUUCCGGCGUCCUCGCCAUGCAGAAGGAGCUUUCUCGAUUGCAUUUGCGAAUGGACGAGAUGGAAAGCAAAAACGAUGUCAAUGCGUGCCGAAGAAACUCGUUUUACAACAAUUUUACUCCUGGUCAGAUGUCGCCCGCCCUCAAGAGUCCUGCCUUGUUCCCUAGGCUAACCCGUGCGCCGUCAUCGCCUCCCAAGAACAACGGCUCCUCUGAUCUGCUGCACGCUCCCCAUCUCUCGAUGGGCGCCUCUGCCCACACACAGCCCGCUCCCUUGCUUGCUGAAGAACCCAAGCUCGGUCUCUGGGCGGUGGUCCCUGCCGGUGGCGCUGGCACCCGUCUCUGGCCGCUCUCGCGAGAGUCGUACCCCAAGUUCUUGCUCGAUCUCACUGGUUCCGGUAGGACGUUGCUUCAGAGCACCUGGGAUCGUCUGCUGCCUCUGGCUGGUCAGGCACAGAUGAUGAUCGUUACCGGUCAGGCACACGUUGGCGGUGUCUCGGCACAACUUCCCGACCUCGAGCAGGCCAACGUGCUUGCCGAGCCUUCGCCCAAGGAGUCGAUGGCUGCCAUUGGUUUGGCAGCGGCAGUGCUGCUUCAGCGCGACCCAGAAGCCGUUUUGGGUUCAUUUGCGGCUGAUCACAUUAUCUCGGGUCGAGACGCCUUUGAGUCGGCCGUUACCGAGGCCGUUGCUACCGCCAAGGCUGGCUAUCUGGUCACCAUCGGUAUUGCCCCCUCACACCCAUCGACGGGUUUCGGUUACAUCAAGCUCGGCGAGAAGCUCGAUGUUAGUGAGGCACCCAACGCUCGUCGUGUCACUGAGUUCAAGGAGAAGCCCGAUGCACGAACUGCUUCGGCUUACCUUUCGACUGGUGACUACCGAUGGAACGGUGGUAUGUUUGUUGUCAAGGCGCAAGUGUUGCUCGACUUGCUCAAGGGGACUGUGCCUGAAUUGCACGAAGGUUUGACGCGCAUCGCUGCUUCCUGGGAUUCAGACGCUCGUGACACGGUCAUGAGCGAGGUCUGGCCCACUCUGCCCAAGAUUGCCAUUGAUCACGCUGUAGCAGAACCCGCGUCCAAGGUGGGUAAGGUUGCCGUUGUACCGGCUACGUUUGGUUGGGAUGAUGUAGGUGACUUUGCCUCGCUCGCCGAUUUGAUCCCUGCUGAAGAGGGGGAGCCGAGGAUCUUGGGUGAUAGUCGGCUGGUUGUCACGGAAAGCCAGGCUGGUGGUCUGAUCAUCCCUGCCGCCGGUCGACCCAUCGCCUGCUUGGGUGUAGACGAUGUCGUGGUGGUCGACACUCCUGAUGCGCUCCUCAUUACGACCCGAGCACGAUCUCAGGACGUCAAGAAGAUUGUUGGUCGCACAAAGAAGGUUUACCCCGAGCUUUGUUGA
Messenger RNA from Mycosarcoma maydis (corn smut), 1428 nucleotides. Its product is annotated as putative Mannose-1-phosphate guanylyltransferase. Gene Ontology annotation, molecular function: mannose-1-phosphate guanylyltransferase (GTP) activity. NCBI's taxonomy places the organism in Eukaryota, Fungi, Basidiomycota, Ustilaginomycetes, Ustilaginales. The transcript is spliced from 2 exons. Bases 1 to 1428 code for a protein of 475 amino acids. The record is from RefSeq and is a predicted model, not a curated record. Gene Ontology annotation, biological process: polysaccharide metabolic process; GDP-mannose biosynthetic process.